AUGGCUGUCGACAUGAGCCAUAUUGACCACAUACACCAUGUGGAAGGGGAUUUGAAGAAUGACCACCAGGUCAUAGUGGAAGUUGUCGAGUCUGAAGAACGUACCACUACCUGGUUCAAACUCCGACAAGUCAUGCGUGAGCCGUUCUCCGAGUUCUUUGGGGUCCUGAUCCUCGUCUUGUUCGGCGAUGGAUCUAUAGCUCAAGUUGUGCUUGGACAAGGCGCCAAGGGAGACUGGCAGAACAUUAAUUGGGGAUGGGCCUUGGGUCUGAUGCUUGGGGUUUAUUCCGCUGGGGUAUCCGGUGCACACCUGAACCCAGCUGUCACCCUCGCCAACUGCGUCUUCCGCAAGUUCCCUUGGAAGAAACUCCCAGUUUACGUCCUUGCUCAGCUUCUCGGUGCAAUGGUAGCCUCCCUCAUUGUAUAUGGGAACUACAAAUCUGCCAUUGACGUGUACGAGGGAGGCCAUGGCGUACGCACAGUCGGAUUGAGCACGUCUACUGCAGGCAUCUUUGCCACAUAUCCAGAGCCGUUCCUGACCAAGACGGGACAAUUCUUUGACGAGUUUACCGGAAGCGCCAUCCUUCUAUUCUGCUUAUACGCUCUCCAAGAUGAUGGGAAUAUUGGUGCUGGGAACUUCCUUCCGCUGGGCUUGUUUUUUGUCUUCUAUGGAAUCGGAGCUUGCUUCGGCUCCAACACUGGCUACGCGGUCAACCCUGCGAGAGAUCUGGGUCCUCGUAUCAUGACUUGGGCAGUUGGCUAUGGGCACCAAGUGUGGACGGCAGGCGACUAUUACUUCUGGGUUCCGGUAAUUGCACCAUUCUUGGGCUGUCUCUUCGGCGGCUUCCUCUACGACACAUUCAUUUAUACGGGCGACAGUCCUAUCAAUGCGCCAUACAUGGGCUUCACACGGGUCUUGGGCAAGCGGGUCAAGGCAGGAAAGCCGGUGAUGGUGUGA
Molecule: messenger RNA, 957 nt
Organism: Trichoderma citrinoviride
Lineage: Eukaryota; Fungi; Ascomycota; Sordariomycetes; Hypocreales; Hypocreaceae
Product: aquaporin
Exons: 4
Coding region: 1-957 (318 amino acids)
Biological process (GO): water transport; glycerol transmembrane transport
Cellular component (GO): plasma membrane
Molecular function (GO): water channel activity; glycerol channel activity
Source: RefSeq, a predicted model, not a curated record